This is a messenger RNA of Babesia bigemina, 2268 nucleotides long. RefSeq lists its product as hypothetical. Lineage: Eukaryota; Apicomplexa; Aconoidasida; Piroplasmida; Babesiidae. Bases 1 to 2268 code for a protein of 755 amino acids. The transcript has a single exon. The record is from RefSeq and is a predicted model, not a curated record.
AUGACCUCUAUAAACCAUAGCAAUAACUUGUGCCUUGUCACCCUUCACUUACCUUCAUCCACCUCUUGCCACUGCCCUGACCAUGUGCCGCCUAGGGAGCUUGACAAGAAAUUUGGUGAAAAUAAAAAGUGCGAAAUAACCUCAAAUAACAACCCUACUAACAUCCUUACUAACCUCUGCACUGGCCUCGAGAAAUUCCUCGGCUUCAACUCUGCUACCAAAGGCUACGACGGCCAGGGGAUUGUGUACUCUGACUUGGAUAGGCUGUGCGAUGCGGUGAUGGGAUUUUUGAGUAGUAUAAUCACUGACGUAAAUAAGAACGAAAACCUCAAGAAAUACAAUAAUAAUUUAAAUGGCAUACUUGAAAGCAUUAAACAAGCUAAAUAUAAUAGAAAAAAUUUUGAUAGUAGUAUUGCCUUUGUCAGUCAGGGAAUUAGGGAAUGGGUGAGGGGGGUGGAGGGGAAACAUCAAAACAUUAUGACGCCUUUAAAUAAGCUAAAUGAAUCGAUGAACGGGCAUAUGACAACCAAUAUGGAAUAUAAGAAAACAACAGAUCAGCUCUCUAGCUGGCAAACUAUUGCAGGCGACUACCUUGGACAUGUAUUAAAUUCCGAGCUGGCUUUUAAUGAAAUUGACAAUAAUCUCGUAAGCAAAAUAUCUGACAGAAUAGCGUUAUUAAAACAAGUCUUUGACAAUUUUUGGAAUUCAGUGAAUGAUCCCGCCGUCGAGGAGUCUGUUAAGGAUUUAAAUGACAAGUUUGUUAGGCAACGCAGAGAAAUGAAUGAACAAAUUCAAACAAAAACCCAAGCAGUGCAAAGCACGUUAAAUGUGAAAUUUCAAAAUAUUGAGCACUCAAUAAAGAAUCUUGAGGACCAAAAGAAGAGUGGAUUCGACGAUAUAAAUGAAGCCGUACGAGACUUGUCAAAAAUGUCUGAUGAAAUCAUUGCCGAGUUCAACCUGAAAUAUAGAAGUCGCAUUCAACAGGAAUUUGCGACAUUGAAAACGCCGAUGAAAGAUAUUGAUCCCGAUAACGAUGAGGCUCCACUGCCACAAGGAACCAUAUGUAAGCUCAGAGAGCAAGUCGAUGUUAUACGUAAACAAGUUAAAGCCAUGGACAAUGCGUGUCGAGACAAAUUAACGGAGAUAUGGAAACAUGUGAGAGACAGCAUGGGGGAUGAUUCAAGUAAAGGCGUUUUGGCGGCGCUUACGAAAUUGGAGGAAGACAUAAAAAAGGAUUUGUGUCUAAUAAGGAAAAAUGUUGGGAGGGACGUGAAAAAGUAUGUUAAGGAUUACGUUAUUCGAGUUAAGGAGCAGGUUGGGAUUAUUGAGGAUAAGAUUGGACAGACAAGCGGCCCCCUGAAUAGCAUAUAUUACAAUUGGGAUGCUCUACGAAGGGAGAUUGCAUGGUAUGCUACUGGGUUAAUUGGAGAAGACGGCCAAACCAUUAAGCCAUAUUAUCACGGUUUGAAGGGUAUUAAAGAAAAAGUGAAGACGUAUACCGAUAAAUUCAAAAAUGACUUCGGGACAACGAUACUACCGGCAUGGAUGGACUAUGCAUUGAAUACAAAUAAAAUUGUUAACGACAGGCUUGAUGUUUACUUCAACAAUAACAAAGAUGUUGUUGAGCUGAAAUCGAAAUUUACCGAUUUGAAAACAAUCAUUAAUCAGGUUAAGCUUGCGAUCAGCGCCGAAAUAUCAGAGAAGCUUAGUAGCGUAAUUGGUGGAGCCAAUGCAAUCAUUUCUUCAGAAGAUAUCACUGAGAAUGUUAAAAAAGUUCAGGCGUUUUGUAAUAACUUCGCUGAUCAGCUUGCUGCCAAAACCAAGGCUUCGGAUGGGAUUAAAGUCAUGGAUGUCGUUAAAAAAAUUGAGAAGAAUUUAGGGAUGGAAUCGAAUACGCCCAAGCCUGAUGGUUACAUCAGCUCGAAUCUCAUAUUGGCUGUUGACUCCAUCUUUCCAUCUCUUGUCUCUAUUGCCUUACAAACCUCCAAUACGCUCGAAUCGUUCACUUCUAACCGUAAACACACUUUUGUUCUAGGGAAAAGCCUUGACGAAGCCAUAAAAACAGCGAAUUCAAUUAAAGAUAAAGUUGGAAAGAUCGAUGGCAAUGGCCCACAUCAAGGCGAUACUAUUACGAAGGCUUUGAAGCAGGUCGCCCCUGAGAUCCAGCGUCUCGAUCACGAUCUUAACACAGCGUUGGGUAAAGGUAGCGAUAUCGGUGACCUGGUCAGCAUAAAAGACGGUAUCGAUGCGAGGGUUGAUAUAAUCUGA